AUGUUGUUCUCAAAUGGUCUUGCUCAAUUUAACCAUUUGGAGAGUCUGAUCACCAAGCACGGCUACCCCACACCUGUCUCGCUAUCGUCCCUGCGAGAUCUGACAGCCACCUCGUCUACUUAUACUCCUCCAUCGCCUCGUCGGCGUCACUCGGAUAUACCGAUCGACGCCUUUGACUCGCUUACAUUAUCAUCAUCCACUCGACCCAUUCCAAUUCCCAAAAGGCCCAUUUACGAAGAAGACCUGCCAGUCACACCGCUGACCGGUCGGUUUGAUCACCACACCUACUUCGACGAUUGGGAACGCGCGUCUCAAUCCGCCCAAUCCCGCCUCCAUCCAAGGCCAUCCCACCGCCGGUACCAACCCCGAUAUCAAUCCCGGUACUCAACAAUGCGCUCCGAUACAUCACCCUACUGCUCCCCAGUCUCAUCACCCAUCAUGUCUCCCCGCCGCUCCAACUCCCCACAGCCCUCCCGCCGCAGCACCCAACCCCAAGCAAAGUCCAAGCCCACCCAAAGCUUCCACCUAGGCAGCCUGCCCAGAUUCCACCCCGCCGUCUACGGCUCAAACAACACCUCCCACUCAGCCGCUCAGCCCCCCUCCCCCCGUCAAUCACGACAGCCCACCUACCGCGCCGCGGCCGGCUCACGCGACAUGAUGUGGCAAUACCGCGAGCUGGUCGAGGGAACCCACGCCAGCCCCUCGGCGCCCCGGCUAGACCCUCUCGUCAGCCCUGGCGGCCCGGUCACGCCCCUCGCACUCGAGGCAGGUGAUUACCUCGCGCAUGGCUCGGUCAGCAAUGCGUCCGAGCGCACGCCGCGGGAUGUCUCCAAGCAGCACGCCGGCCCGUCGCCGGAAUUGGUUGAGAAACUUAUUGCGUAUGAGGAAAAGGCCAGGCAAAUAGCGCGCAAGUCUACCAAGGGCCGGUGA
Penicillium soppii is the source of this 930-nucleotide messenger RNA. RefSeq lists its product as uncharacterized. The record is from RefSeq and is a predicted model, not a curated record. Lineage: Eukaryota; Fungi; Ascomycota; Eurotiomycetes; Eurotiales; Aspergillaceae. The transcript has 2 exons. Bases 1 to 930 code for a protein of 309 amino acids.